ACCUGGCUGGAGAUGCGCUCCCGUGUCCCUCCGGUGCCUCUGUCCAGACGGCUCUCACCCACGCUGCCAGUCUCAGGUAUGAUGACGCACGAUCUCUUCCUGUACCACCGCUGUCCUGUGCACCGCGUGUACAUGUGAUACAGCCCCUUCCUCUCUCCAUCUCACACACACACACUAUUUUACUCUACACGGAUGGAGCCACACACGAGACUCGCAUGUACGCACGUCACGGCGCGUCUCCGUCCUCAUGUGCGCUGUUUGGUGAUGUCAUGAUUUGUCUAAACUUGGACCGCUGCCUCUCUUCUGCUCUUGGGGCUCGCGUUUGGCUCUUUACGCACCACUGUGGAUGCUGCCGGGACUAAACUAUCGCCGGAUCAACUUUAAAAACCGCUGGAUUACGCGCGCACGCCUCUGUAACCACGCAUGGAUCUUUCCUUCACGGCCGCUUGCACCUGAUGUGGCUUGAAGUCUGAAUUAAUUUUGAUGGCUUCGUGGACUAGUGGUCCUUCCUGAGGUGGUCUGAGGACUGGGAUUCUCCGCGGCUCAAUGGAGGAGGAAAGUAGCAGCCCAAAGAAGACAGGUGGGAGCCGGGAGACUACCGUGAACUCGUCCCCAGCGGUGGCGGCGAACGCGGAGGGAGAGGAGAUCGAGGUUUUGGAGAGCACAGACGUGGUCCCCGCAGCAUCAGAGGAAUAUGACCCAGAGCACUCGGGCUUCAUCAGUACGGAGCGGUUCAGGGACCUACUGGCCACUCACAGCUCCGAGAUUGACCCUCACAAACUGGAAGUCCUUUUGGCCCUCGCCGAUGGCAAUGGCAAGAUCUGCUACCAAGACUUUAUCAACUUGAUGACGAACAAGCGGUCCAACAGUUUUCGGAGGGCCAUUCUUCAGGGCAGUCGUCAGCUGAAGGGGUGUAACCUGCGUGACGAGGUGGGUCUGGGGCUGUCUCAGAGGCUGGUGCGUCACGUCGCCUAUGAGACCCUGCCGCGAGAGGUGGACCGCAAAUGGUACUUCGACAGUUACAACUACUGCCCCCCACCCUGGCUCAUCCUGGCCAUCACCAUAGCAGAGGUAGCAGUCUUCAUAUAUUAUGGGUUCAAGCUGGAUCGUCUGGUGCUGCAGGUGUCCAGUCCGUUGUUCCUUAAGAGCCCUUUACCGUACCAUCCUCAGCUGAGAGCGCAGGCCUGGAGGUAUCUCAGCUACAUCUUCAUGCACACAGGGAUUGAGCAUCUAAGUCUGAAUAUGGCUAUGCAGCUCUUGGUGGGGGUCCCUCUGGAGAUGGUCCAUGGAGCCACGAGGAUCGGGCUGGUCUAUGUGUGUGGCGUGUUAGCAGGGUCACUGGCUGUGUCUGUCACUGACAUGACUGCUCCAGUGGUUGGUUCAUCUGGUGGAGUGUAUGCCCUUGUAUCAGCACACCUGGCUAAUGUUGUAAUGAACUGGUCGGGAAUGAAGUGUCAGUUCAAGUUAUUCCGCAUGGCCAUGGCUCUUGUUUGCAUGAGUGUUGAGUUUGGUCGUGCUGUGUGGCUCCGGUUUUACCCGCCAGCUUUUCCUCCAUGUCCCAACCCAAGCUUCGUGGCCCACCUGGGAGGCGUGGUUGUGGGUUUGACUCUGGGUGUGGUUGUCCUUCACAAUUAUGAGCAAAAACUUCAAGAGCAGUCGCUGUUCUGGAUCUUCUUCUGUGUCUACACCUUGUUUGUGUUAUGUGCUGUUUUCUGGAAUAUAUUUGCAUACAGCUUGCUUGACGUGCGACUCCCCCCACCACCGUGACUUAUGGGGAGAAAGUGACAGUUUGUAGUAGCACUGGUAUAACUGUUAAUGUGAGAAUCAUGUGAAUGGCACACAUAUAUAGUCUUAACACUGAACACACAAAUAUGCUGGCCACAUUAUGCAGUACAUUUGUUAUACUUCAAAAUGCAAAAAAAAAAAAUUAACAAAUGCACCAAAAAACAUUUAAAUUUACAGAGGUACUUGAGUACUUAGAUAGAGAUAUUGUACCUCUCAGAGUAGUUUUUAGACACCACCGUUUCACUUCUACUUUAGUCAUAUUUAGUUUGAAGUACUCUUACUUUAGUAAAGGUUCUGUUCCUCUUCCUACUGUGCGUAAUCCUACAAGAAAAAAGCUUUAUGUUGAUAAUAUUAAAUUAUUUGAACAUAUCAAUUUCUUGCACCAUUCCUUCAUAUAUAAUUUUAAUUUUUCAAAAUCUUGUGAAGUAUCCUUUGAAAAUACCAUAUUUUGAGCAUUAUGGAUUUGUCCUUCCAACUUCAAAUUUUAAAUCAGAUAUUACAUCAAGACCCUCAUACUUGAUGUAAGGCAAUUACUUAUACUUGAGGAGUAGUUUUCCCAAGCACUGUUUUACUCUUACUUGAGUAAUUUCUUGAACCACUAAUGUAACUUUUAAGUAAUAUUACUCUUACUGGAGCACGUUGGUUACUUUACCCACCUUGGCCAAUAAUGAGUUUUGACCUUCAGUGAGAAGUUACUGCAUUCCACUCUGUGUUUCUACCCAGUGAUUCUUGUAAUUAGAAGUGUUCUAUGUGUACUGUCUCACAAUGUGGCUAGAAAUGUUACACAUUCAAAGGCCUCGGAUCUCCUUGUCAUGCACAACCCAGCGGUGCCUACAAAUUUAGCACACUUGCCUUUUGUGUGGGGUAACUCAAGCUCAACCCUGCAAAAUGUUGAUAUUGUUAUGACUUAAAAGCUUGUGGUUUGCUGCAAAUCAGAAGAAAAUAUAAACCUCUGGAAUCAACUGACACUUCUGCAGUACAGCCCUUAUAUUAAAUAUGCUGUGUGAGUACCUUUGAUGCUAUAGGCUACUGUAUGUAAUUUAUUGUUCAUUUUACUUUUUGUUGGCUAUUUGGAACUAACUUACAAAAGUUUUCAAA
Messenger RNA from Boleophthalmus pectinirostris (great blue-spotted mudskipper), 2883 nucleotides. It is a transcript of the gene rhbdl3, whose product is annotated as rhomboid, veinlet-like 3 (Drosophila). The transcript is spliced from 8 exons. The record is from RefSeq and is a predicted model, not a curated record. Gene Ontology annotation, cellular component: membrane. The coding region runs from base 547 to 1767 and encodes 406 amino acids. Gene Ontology annotation, molecular function: serine-type endopeptidase activity. NCBI's taxonomy places the organism in Eukaryota, Metazoa, Chordata, Actinopteri, Gobiiformes, Gobiidae.